This is a messenger RNA of Tigriopus californicus, 832 nucleotides long. RefSeq lists its product as uncharacterized. The transcript has a single exon. The record is from RefSeq and is a predicted model, not a curated record. The coding region runs from base 103 to 765 and encodes 220 amino acids. Lineage: Eukaryota; Metazoa; Arthropoda; Copepoda; Harpacticoida; Harpacticidae.
GGUCAGAUAAGAUAACAAAAGUGAGCUCCGUCCUGAGGCACAAGUGAACGUAAUCAGCGCCACAGCCCAUAUUGCAGCGAUUGUGUCUUUAAUUGUCAAAAAAUGGACACACAACUUCGAUUUCUACCUCAGUGUUUGUACCUGGGUAUUGGGUUGAGCUUAUUGGUUUUUGUGUUAGUGGAGACCGAGGGGAAAACCGAUCGGAAUCAGUUUUUCAAAGUGGUGUAUGAGAACAAUGUGCCCAUUUCACGCGAAGAAGAGACCAUUCAAUGCUACAAGUUCUCUUGGAUGGGACCCGAGGGUGACGACACGAACAAGACCGAAGGCUGCGCCCGACUCGAACAGGCCGGACGGCCUUGCUUCGAGCCUUUGGUGUGGACCACGGGCGUGAAUAAGAAUAACGGGCCCAACACCACGAUCAUCGAAGAGAAGUGCCAACAAGGAAAUACCCUCACUGGUGGCGUCUGCAACCCUCUGUGCAUCAAAAAUGAGGACUCGUGCGUGAAGAUGACCUAUUUCAAGAAUGAUGACGACCGCACGAUUGAGUACUUCUCCAGUUUUUGCGGCAAGGGAUUCUUAUUGAGUGAUGACGGGUCCUUGCUCGAGAACUCAUGCCACACCCAAAAGAACGAUGGUGGGUACGACGUGGAGGUGUGCUUUUGCGAUACAGAUCGUUGCAAUUCGGCUCACGGUCUGUAUAUGAAUCAUUUGGUGCACGCUCUCUCGACUAUGGUUGCUCUUUGGAUAAGCUCACGAUUACUGUGAAUGGCUCCAGGUCAACCGAAUCUUUCCAUUUCAAAAGUUCAAUAAAGCGUGUCCCACCUCUCUCCUC